AUGAAACUCGCCGGAGCUAGCUCCCGCUGUUUCACCACCCCGAAGACCUCUGAACUCACCUUUCCGGUCGUCCGUGAUCCGAUCAGGGAGCUCCACGCGUAUUUCAUCAGAACCCACCAACACAGAAACCCGAAAAUAAUGUCACAAAUCAUCAAAUCAUACGCCCUCUCUCAGAAAUCUACACACAACGCCUUCUCAGCCUUUUCCGAUAUUGACCGUCCCACGCUGCCCGUUUGGAACCACAUGAUACGAGGGCUUGCCCAGAGCCAUUGUCCGGCCCACGCCCUUAACAUGUUCGCGAAAAUGCGCGCGUAUGGAUUGCCCGGCGAUAAUCUCACAUUUAUAUUCUUGUGCAAAGCUUGUGCCAAGGCUAAUGACAUAUUAGUCGGCAAAAUAGUUCACACGAGUGUCCUGAAACUCGGGUUUGGGUCGUACCUUUAUGUGCAAAACGCGUUGGUUCACAUGUAUGGCUUUUGCGGCGAAUUGGGUUUCUCGAGGAAGGUGUUUGAUGAAAUGACCGAAAGGGACUUGGUUUCUUGGAACUCAAUAAUCUGUGCGUACAGUCAGUGUGCUAAAUACAAGGAGGUUUUGGGUCUUUUUAACAUGAUGAUGUCGGUAAACGUGAGGGCUGAUGCCGUCACCUUGGUGAAAGUCGUCUUGGCUUGUAAUUAUCUAGGCGAGUGGAAACUUCUGGAUUUCAUAUUAGAAUAUAUCGAGAAUAAUCAUGUAGAAGUCGAUGUGUAUUUGGGGAACACAUUGAUCGACGUGUGCGGGAGGCUUGGCUCGAUUAAGUUGGCUUGGAAAUUCUUUAACACGAUGGCCGAGAGGAAUCUUGUUUCGUGGAAUGCCAUGAUUAUUGGGCUUGCGAGGUCUGGGGAUUUAGUUUCGGCCAAGAAAUUGUUUUAUGACAUGCCUGAGAGAGACGUUGUCUCAUGGACUUCAAUGAUCAUUGGGUACUCUCGGGCUAGCCAAUAUAAUGAUGCCAUUACACUUUUCCAAGAGAUGAUGAUGCAUAGAGUCGAGCCAGACCGGGUUGCAAUCGCCAGCGUGCUCUCGGCUUGCGCACACUUAGGGAGGCUCGAUGUGGGCCGAGCUAUCCACGAUUACAUCAUCAAUAAAAAGGUGAAAUUGGAUAUCUACGUCGAGAAUGCUUUGAUUGACAUGUACUGCAAAUGCGGUUCGGUCGAGAAAGCAUUGGACGUUUUCGACAAUAUGAAAGAGAAAGACUCCAUUUCGUGGACUUCGGUCAUCUCGGGCCUCGCGGUCAACGGAGACUCUAACAGGGCCCUUGGGCUGUAUUCGCAGAUGAGGAGAGAUGGGACGAGACCAAUACACGGGACUUUUGUUGGGAUUUUGCUGGCGUGUGCUCAUUCAGGCCUCGUGGAUAGAGGUUCGGAGUAUUUCGAGAGCAUGCAGAGAGAUUUCGGGCUCGUACCCGAAAUGAGGCACUAUGGAUGCAUGGUGGAUCUUUUGUGCCGGGCAGCUAAUCUGUCGAAGGCGUACGAGUUCAUAGAGAGCAUGCCCGUUGAGCCUGAUGUUGUGGUGUGGAGGAUAUUGUUGAGUGCUUGUAUGGUUCACGGUGAUUUGGGUUUGGCCCGGAUUGCAUCCGAGAAGCUUCUGGAAUUGGACCCAAAUAACGGCGGGAAUUACGUGCUGUCAUGCAACUCGUAUGCUGGUGCUGGAAAAUGGGAGGAUGCUAUAAAGAUGAGGGAGUGGAUGAUGGAUAGAGGUGAUGUCAUAAGGCCCUUGGGUUGGAGUUGCAUAGAGACGGGUAACGAGAUUUUGGGAACUGCCAUUAAAUAG
Striga hermonthica is the source of this 1803-nucleotide messenger RNA. Lineage: Eukaryota; Viridiplantae; Streptophyta; Magnoliopsida; Lamiales; Orobanchaceae. The record is from the annotation of a GenBank genome assembly.